Messenger RNA from Nicotiana attenuata, 912 nucleotides. Its product is annotated as putative B3 domain-containing protein Os03g0621600. Gene Ontology annotation, molecular function: DNA binding. The transcript has 4 exons. NCBI's taxonomy places the organism in Eukaryota, Viridiplantae, Streptophyta, Magnoliopsida, Solanales, Solanaceae. The coding region runs from base 1 to 912 and encodes 303 amino acids. The record is from RefSeq and is a predicted model, not a curated record.
AUGGCAGCUAAGCCCCAAUUGCAAAGUGGUGAAGGCUCUUCCCAUUGGAAAUCUUCUACUGCUAAAAUUGCUCAACCAAAGUUCUUCAAGAUUAUAUUAUCCCGACGUGAAUGCAGCCAUCUAAGGAUUCCGGAAGACUUUGCGAGCAGAUAUUGCAAGAACAUGCUAAACCCUGUGUAUCUUGAGGUUCCCACUGGAGAAGUAUGGGAGGUUGAAGUGGUUCAUUCUCAAGGCCAAAUUUGUCUAGGCACUGGAUGGCAAGAUUUCAGCGAUUUCUAUUCAAUAAGCUGCGGCCACUUUUUGAUGUUUGGAUACAAUGCUCGUUCUCAUUUUAAUGUCACUAUAUUUGAUUUGAGUGCAUCAGAAACUGAAUAUCUAUACAGUUCUGCACAUGGUAUACACACUCCCAUGUUCCAUUGCCAUGAAACACGCCAUGUACCAAAAAGAGACCAGUCCGAGUCGGAUGAUUCUGUAGAGAUCCUGGAGGAUAUUCCCAGAAGCCAGAAAGCGAAAGCAAUAAUUCCUGAUACGGUUGAGCAUUCUGUUGACCUAGGCCAUUGUCCGUUAGGACAGUCCAGCAAAAGAAAAAGACAAGAAGGGGAUGCGGAGCAUGAUGUUUCAGUUGACGUGCAUGUCAGAAGAAUGAAGGUUGAGAAGUUGCAAGAGGAUGUAGCUUCACCUUCUUUCACAAGAGAGGGCCAAAGGGAGGCAUUCGUGCUGGACAACAAGUUAAAAUUUGGUGAUGUUUAUAUUUUUGAAGUUAUUAAGGGCACCAUGCUCGUCAUAGAUGUUACCAAAUUUCCAGCAGCUGGGGAGCACACCAGUAACAUGGGGAAGGCACUGAGAUUGAGAAUUCUGUUGAGAUCUUGGACCAUUGUCCAUCAGUACAUGGCAGCAAAAGAAAAGGACUAG